This is a messenger RNA of Malania oleifera, 2132 nucleotides long. RefSeq names its product serine/threonine protein phosphatase 2A 55 kDa regulatory subunit B beta isoform-like. Gene Ontology annotation, molecular function: protein binding; protein phosphatase regulator activity. The record is from RefSeq and is a predicted model, not a curated record. Gene Ontology annotation, cellular component: protein phosphatase type 2A complex; cytosol. The coding region runs from base 360 to 1874 and encodes 504 amino acids. The transcript has 14 exons. Gene Ontology annotation, biological process: peptidyl-serine dephosphorylation. NCBI's taxonomy places the organism in Eukaryota, Viridiplantae, Streptophyta, Magnoliopsida, Santalales, Ximeniaceae.
AAAAUGAUUUCUUCUUAAGAAAGAACAAGGAGAUUGGGAAGCCCAUGGAUCUUUGAGGCCCAAGGCCUCGAAAACCGCCGGCUGGCCUUGCAAAGAGCCCAACAAAGCAUGAAUUUGAGCGCACAGAAGGCGUACGUUAGCAGAUACACAUUCAUUAAUUCUUCUGAGUUCUGGCGCACCUUGGCUUCCCGAGCGGGCAAAGCAAGCAGCUUUAUCGAAUCAGGUGGCCAGCGAGUGGCCAGCGAAGUCUCUGGAUUGUUUGCUUCCUCGCUGCGAAUACUCAUUUACACUUCCCGGAAGAUGCUCUGCAAUGGCCGUCUCAUGAAGCACGACGCAACCACGCGGUUUCAGAAGCAGCCAUGACGCUCGGCACUGACCCCCCCUCCCCUCUGGAUUGGAAAUUUUCUCAAGUCUUCGGCGAGCGAAUUCCCGGAGAAGACGUUCAAGACAUUGAUACUAUUUCAGCAAUCGAAUUUGAAAAGAGUGGCAAUUACCUUGCUGUCGGAGAUCAAGGUGGCCGUGUUGUAAUUUUUGAAAGAAAUGACGGAAAAGAUACUUUAGAUCAUUGCCUUCAUCGAAAUGAGUUGGAGCAGUUGGAUUUUACUGCCAAGCAACAUCCUGAAUAUCUAUACAAGACUGAAUUUCAAAGUCACGAGCCUGAGUUUGAUUAUUUGAGGAGUUUGGAAAUUGAAGAGAAGAUCAACAAAGUAAGGUGGUGUGCACCCAAUGGAUCACUAUUUAUUCUUUCAACAAAUGAUAAGACAAUUAAAUUGUGGAAGGUUAAGGAUCGUAAAGUGAAGAUAGUCAAAGAAAUAGACCCUAAUCCACUUGUGUAUUCAGAAAAUGUUCUUUUGGCUGAAAGAAGUUUCAUGAGCAGGCAGCAUCAGAAAUCUGUUGCUAAUGGUUACCAUUUGGAGUGGACAGAAAAAAUUUCUGGGAAUGGUCCAACUCAGGAAGGGUGUGCCAAGAUAACUGAUGUUGGAGAUACUGCUGCCACAAGAUGUCGAAAGGUGUAUGCUCAUGCUCAUGAUUAUAAUAUUAACUCUAUCUCAAAUAAUAGUGAUGGUGAGACAUUUAUUUCAUCAGAUGACCUUAGGAUAAACUUGUGGAACUUGGAGAUCAGCAAUCAGUGUUUUAACAUUGUUGACAUGAAGCCAUCAAACAUGGAGGACCUUACAGAGGUGAUAACAUCAGCUGAGUUCCAUCCAUUUCAUUGUAAUCUGCUCGCAUACAGCAGUUCAAGAGGUUUCAUUCGUCUAGUUGACAUGCGGCAGUCAGCAUUAUGUGAUCACGGUGCAAUGAUAUUACGAGAUGGGGAGUCCCGCAGCUUUAAAUCAUUUUUCACAGAAAUCAUAUCAUCCAUCUCCAAUAUAAAGUUUGCAACGGAUGGAAGGCACAUAUUAAGCCGUGAUUACAUGAAUCUAAAGCUGUGGGAUAUACGCAUGGAGACUUCUCCAGUUGCAGUUUACAAAAUCCAUGAGCACCUACAACCUAAGUUAAGUGAUUUGUACAAUAAUGAUUCCAUAUUUGAUAAGUUUGAGUGCUGCCUCAGUGGAGAUGGACUUCAUUUUGCAACUGGAUCAUAUAGCAAUCUUCUGCGCAUUUUCUCCCAUCGCGGAGGAAGCAAGCAAGGGAUGACAAUUGAGGCUGGCAAAAAUCUGAACAGGAAGCAACAACCCCAUGCUGCUCUUCAGGCUAGAAGGUCUUCAUUAAGCAACCUUACACGUGUGUUUUCCAGACAAGGGCAUGAAAACUCCUAUAACAAUGAACUUGUUUGUGACUUGAGCACCAAGCUGCUACAUCUUGCAUGGCAUCCUAGAACAAACUUGAUUGCUUGUGCUUCAGGAAGUAGUUUAUUCAUGUAUUAUGCUUAAUUUUUCUGUAGCUAAAGUAAUUAAUGUAAUUAAAUUAUAGUUGAAAUUGAUGAGCUUGCUCAUAUUGAUGGACCCUUUUAAUGUACCAUUCAAAGGUUGUUUGAUAGCGCAAGCUGGGAAAGCAGGUGUCGCGUUCUACUACCGAACUAUUUCUUUUUCCCUUCUAGCUCAUGAGUUUGCUUCAUGAAUAAUUCUGGAGCUAGGUCAGUUGUAGAGACAUCAUGCUUCUUCAAUUGUUUAUUUAGUAAUGUUUUUGGC